Molecule: messenger RNA, 1023 nt
Organism: Striga hermonthica
Lineage: Eukaryota; Viridiplantae; Streptophyta; Magnoliopsida; Lamiales; Orobanchaceae
Source: the annotation of a GenBank genome assembly
AUGGUUCAAGAAGACAGCGUCGUGGCCAGGGCGAAGCUUUUCCCGGCGGGACUGCCCGUGGCGGCGCGGCCCUGCGACUGCUGCCGGUCAGCGGCGGCACUGCUUUUCUGCGCCGCCGACUCCGCCUUCAUGUGCAUAGCCUGCGACGCCGUUGCCCACCGCCGGGGCGCGUCGCACGGCCGCGUCUGGCUGUGCGAGGUCUGCGAGCAGGCACCCGCCGCCGUCACCUGCCGGGCGGACGCUGCCGCCCUCUGCACCGCCUGCGACCGCGACAUCCACUCCGCCAACCCUCUCGCCGGCCGCCACGACCGCGUCCCGGUAGUCCCCUUUCACGAUGCGGCGGAGUCCGCCCUCGCGAGGUCCGCCGCUUCCUUUCUGCCGCCGGCGGCCGACGACAGUCACAUCCCCGAUUCGUGGAUCGACAAGUUGCAGGCGGCUGGAGACGGCGAUCUGAAAUCCAUGGAGCUGCUCUUUCAGGACUCCGAUCAGUUCCUUGAUUUUGACAAUUUCCAGAUCCCGUCUCAGCCGUACGGGGACAGCGUGGUUCCGGUUCAGGCAAUUGUCAAGCCGGUUGACCUCCCGGUCCACGACAGCUCUCCGGAGAACCGGUUUAUGAUUGAUUUCUCGGGAUCCAACAUCAACAAUUGCAGCUACACAGCUCCAACUCUUAGCCAAAGCGUCUCCUCGUCGUCGAUGGAGGUCGGGAUCGUGCCCGACGGCGGCUCGUUCUCAGAAACCUCGUUCCCGUUCGGGCGGAGCAUCGGCUCGACCGGGUCGCAGGUGGUUGGGAUGGACCGGGAGGCUAGGGUUUUGAGGUACAGAGAGAAGAGGAAGAACCGGAAAUUCGAGAAGACGAUCCGGUAUGCUUCGCGGAAGGCGUACGCCGAGACCAGGCCGAGGAUCAAAGGCCGAUUCGCGAAGAGGACCGAAUCGGAGUCCGAGUCGGACAUCGACCAGAUCUUCGUCGCCGGCGCGGCGAGCUUCAUCGCUGACGCCAGAUACGGCGUCGUGCCGUCGUUCUGA